Molecule: messenger RNA, 2534 nt
Organism: Sesamum indicum (sesame)
Lineage: Eukaryota; Viridiplantae; Streptophyta; Magnoliopsida; Lamiales; Pedaliaceae
Source: RefSeq, a predicted model, not a curated record
ACAAGCUGAAUGAUGAGCACACAUCGUAUACUUAAUUCCGUCCCCAUCAACUAUCUUACAGUUUUCCCCAAAAGCAGCCGUAUAUAUGUAUAGUAUAAAUCACACCCACCAACAAUUCACCCCUUUCUUUCUCUCCAGCUUCCAAUUAUCUGUUCUUCACUCUCACAGACAUGGAAGAUACUUUUGUGCGCUUGCUGCUGGAAAACCUGAACCGGCUACGUCUCCAUCAGGCCGAUUUGAUCUCCGACGUAAAGGAUGAGAUCCAAAGGCUUGAGAAGAAUCUGCUUUUAUUCAAAACAUUCCUCAACGAGUCAACAGAAAAGCGCGAGAUCCUGAAAGAAGUGAUUGAGGAGAUCGUAGAAGUGGUUUACAAAGCAGAGGACGCUGUCGAUGUAUAUGUGAGCCAGGCGCUGGAGAAGGAGACUGAAAAGUACUUCAGAAGGUCGCCUCAUCCGCCGGCGAAGCUUCUCGACGCCGUCGAAGAGGUUGAGUCAACAGCCCAGAGAGUUCAAGAAAAAUACGAGAUUGAUUUUUCCAGGCUGCUCACUGAAAACGAGUUGCUAAUUGGUGGAGAUGCAUCUGACAGUAUGCCUACUCAACCACAAAACCUAGAACGAAAUCAGGGUUCUUCUGUGAGGAAAGACAUUGUGGUGGGUCUUGACGAUGUAACUGAACAAAUAAUAAUAUAUUUAACUGAAGAAACGGAGAUAUUAGAUGCCAUCUCGAUUGUUGGUCUACCUGGCCUUGGUAAGACAACAGUGGCAAGACAAAUUUUCCGUCAUCCAAGAAUUGAAUACGAGUUCCCCAUUCGGCUAUGGGUCUCCGUUUCUCAAGUGUACAGUGUAAAGGAUAUAUUUCUUGGCAUGUUGCGUGACUUGAGUUGGAUAACGGAGGACAUGUAUGAUAAGACUGAGGAAGAGAUAGCACGAACACUUCAUGCACGCCUAGAGAAAGAAAAGUUCUUAAUUAUCUUAGAUGACAUGUGGACUACUGAAGCAUGGGAUGAUCUCCGACGUGCCUUUCCAAUUAAGAGCAAUAAGUCGAAUAAAAUAUUGAUAACCAGUCGUUUAAAAGAGGUGGGUCGAGCUAUUAACCCUAAAAGGAAAUGCCACAUGUUGCGUUUCCUAACCCCGAAAGAAAGCUGGUCGCUAUUAACAUAUUUGGUAUUUGGAUAUCGCGAUUCUUCAACAGGAGAAACAGAGGUGAUGCAAAGUUCAUGGAAGAAAGUCCCUAAAAGCUUGAAGACAUUCGUCCAUAGCGACAUAGAAACAAGAUUCCGGCAAAUUGUUCCAUUCAGUUACCAUGCACUACCGUCUAACUUGAAGCCCUGCUUUCUGUAUCUGGGAAUGUUUCCUGAAGACUUUGAAAUCCCAUUCAAGAGAUUGAUUCUCCUGUGGAUUGCAGAAGGGUAUAUAGAAAAAAAAACAGAGAUAAGCUUGGAGGAAAUUGCAAAGCAGUAUUUGGAGGAUCUCAUCAGUAGAAACCUGGUAAUGACUGACAAAUUGAGCACCACCGGUAACAUUAAAACUUGUCGUGUCCAUGACCUUAUACGUGAUUUCUGCCGGGGUGAAGCUAGCAAAUACUAUUUCCAAGAAAUACAUGGGUAUGGUGGAGAACAAGAUGCUUAUUCAAUUUCUUAUCUACAAUGGAUGCGCCACAUUGCCAUUGAUUUCAAUAAUGUGAUCAAUUUAAUCUCAUCACAACCUUAUGGUCCACGUGUUCGCAGUAUUUUGUGUUCGUCGAGAGAAGAGAUCAUUUUGCUACCUACGGACGUUUCAGCCAUAGCAGAUGCUUUCAAACUUACCAGGGUUCUGGAUGUUAGGUCCAUCAGAUUUACUAGAUUCCCAUUUUACUUAACUCAACUAGUUCAUUUGAGGUACAUUGCUUUGACCAGUGAUUUCAAGGUCCUUCCUGAAGCCAUCUCUAAGUGGUGGAGCAUACAAACGAUUAUAGUUUUUACAUCGUCACGUGUCCUAGAAAUUAAGGCAGACAUAUGGAAGAUGGUUCAUCUAAGGCAUUUGGAAACCAAUGCAUCGAUCAUCUUAUGCAAGGCAGGAGCUGGUGGCAACGGAGAAAAAAUCCAAACACUUCUCAACAUAUCACCUCAAAGUUGCACAGAUGACUUAUUCGAAAGGGCUAUCAACCUGAAGAAAUUGGGCAUCCGGGGGCAACUAACCAUGCUACUCGAUGACAAGGGUGGUUCUACUACAUUUGAUAAUUUGGGAAAAUUGCAACAACUUGAGAAGUUGAAACUAUUGAAUGAUCUCCAUAUUUAUCCAAAAGAAGCUAAAUUGCCUGGUCUUCCUCCACCUCACAGAUUCCCACCGAAACUGAUUAGCCUGACACUAUCAUAUACAUUACUUGGUUGGGAGCAAAUGUCUAUCCUUGGAAUGUUGGAGAAUCUCAAAGCACUCAAGUUGAAAAAUGAUGCAUUCACUGGAGAGCGUUGGGAAGCAGCUGAUGGAGUCUUAGGAACUGUGAGGAACUUAAAGCACUUCCAUUCGGCCUGGCAAAUGUAUCAAGCCUCCAAGUAA